GCACCAAAAACAUGGCAAUCGUGUGUUUUAUUGACAAAACAGUUGCCGGGAAACCGAAGGCAAAUCACAAAUCCAAGUUGUUCUGAAACCAGUCCAUCAUUUUACCUCAGGUUCGCCCAAAAUUAAAUAGAUUCCUCCUUAAGAUGAUUCAGUACGACACUGUGCAGGUUAAAAAUGUUUCCUGGCAGCCAGAACUGCAAACGGAGGGCACCUAUGUGUGUUCCUUCCCGGAGCCACCGCCGCCGGAACCGCACUUGAACCCGGGCACCUGGCAUGGCCACCUGGAGCCGUAUCAGCGGCUCUUUUAUCACCAGACUAUGAAUUCGGUGCGCUCGAGCAAACGCUACCGGGCCAAUCCAAACGUUCCAAAGGACACUCUGGACUUCUCGCUGCAGUCGCGCUACGACCACACGCGGGAAGCCUUUCCGGACAAAGUAGACUACGUCAUGCAGCGAGAGACGUGCCGAGCAAUAAGCAGCUGGUCGGCUUCCGGGGCGGCUAAGGAAAUCGGGGCCCAGUUCAAGUCAUUCCGGGUGUUGCGCAACACGCGUUUCAUUCGCCGCAAGCAGGAAGACGUGCUAGGUCAUCCACUUCGCAUUGGCGGCUGUAAGGAAAAGAUCCACCCGCAUAGUGUGAAGCUAAUUUGUAGCGGCGUCCAUAACCAGCUGAUCAACAACGGAUUUUCGCGCCAGACCUCCGACGGCAAUUUCUUCCGCUAUUAAUACUGCGAAGAUUUUCCCAGAAAAAAAGAGUUUCGUGUUUUGGAUUUUACAAACAUUAUUGGCAAUAAAUUUGUAACACAGAA
Drosophila rhopaloa is the source of this 805-nucleotide messenger RNA. RefSeq names its product protein C1orf194. Lineage: Eukaryota; Metazoa; Arthropoda; Insecta; Diptera; Drosophilidae. The coding region runs from base 144 to 722 and encodes 192 amino acids. The record is from RefSeq and is a predicted model, not a curated record. The transcript is spliced from 3 exons.